Molecule: messenger RNA, 1260 nt
Organism: Hyla sarda
Lineage: Eukaryota; Metazoa; Chordata; Amphibia; Anura; Hylidae
Product: interleukin-17A-like
Exons: 3
Coding region: 598-1098 (166 amino acids)
Biological process (GO): inflammatory response
Cellular component (GO): extracellular region
Molecular function (GO): cytokine activity
Source: RefSeq, a predicted model, not a curated record
CACCACCAGUAUCCUCUCAGUACCCGGAUCCUGACACUUUCUCUGUGUGGGUGGGGGAGGAAGGCCUCAAAGGCUUUCUCUACGAGUAGGCAGGAGAUGCUUGUCACUGUCUAAAUGUCCCUUCCAAAGAAAACAGGGCCGCCAUCUUGUCCAUCUGACAUAAUCUUUGCCCUCUUAAAAUGUCCCAGAAUAUCCUGAAAUACCCAUCUAAGUAUAUAGCAUCACAUAAUGUCUUCUACUUCUCAUUCUUCUCAGUCCAUUUUGUUAUCACAAGCUCCCUCUUGGGUUGACGGCUCUUCUUAUCUCUAUCAGAUAACUGGAUGAGUAGUGUCCACUUCUGGUUAAUCAAUAAUGAAGGGAUUCCAUAGCGGAGAGGUUCCUGAUCCUGACCUAUAAAUUCUCACAAGAUUUCCUAAUAAAUUCCCUAAUUAAAAUGAUAUCACAAAAAAUACACUGAGCCAAUACAACCUGAAUAUUAGGUUAUGAAUACUUCAGGAAACCCCAGGAACAACUGUGACCCUUAUAUAAUGGGGCCUGGAGUCCGGAUCACAGUACAGUCCACCAGCAGAACCUCCCCAGAGCACAUCUGUGAGAGCAAUGGCCGCCCACUGGGGAACAUCAAUGGUUCUCUCCACAUGGCUUCUUCUGAGCCUCAGCUCUUGUGUCCAUGGAACAGGAGAGCAGAUCCCUGGUACAGAUGGGUGGGAUGUCCCUCCAGUGUCCGGCGGAGAUUGUCCAUUCUCUCUGGGCACCACAUUUCCACCACGUGUGAAGGUUGAUAUGAAGGUCGGCAGUAGGAGUUCUGCACAUCUCAUGACUGACAGUAUGAAGAGCCGCUCAAUGUCUCCAUGGGAAUACAGCCCUAACGUGGACCAUAACAGGUUCCCUGUGGUCAUCAAUGAGGCCAGAUGUCUCCACCACGGCUGUAUGGACUCUGAGGGUAAUGUGGACCUCAUUAUGAACUCAGUCCCCAUCAGACAGGAGAUCCUGGUCCUGCGUCGUGAGAUGAGAGAAUGUGUCCCCGUCUAUAAGCUGGACAAGCAACUGGUCACCGUGGGCUGCACCUGUGUCCGACCCAUCACCCACUACCUCAAAUAAGAGGCGACACUGUACCUAUCACUAAUAAAAGUCCGGAAUAAUUUAUGAUAUUGUAUUAUAAAAAUAUUCUAGCAAUGCCUAGCUAAUUAUUAAUAGAAAUAUUUUAGUAUUUUAUUUAUAUUUUUAUAUUUAAUAUUUAUUUCAUUUUUUUAUAUUUAUUUC